AUGAAACACUCAGAAAAAAUGAUCUAUGUUCAAGUGUUGAUAAUGAUAAUGGCGAUGUGGUUCGUUCCCAUGAGUUAUGGUCAAGAAGCCGAAGCACCCGAUGUUAAGAAUCCAACCAAUUCAAUCGACACUGCUUGGUACGACGCACGAGCCACAUUUUACGGUGACAUCCAUGGUGGAGACACUCAACAGGGAGCUUGUGGAUACGGUGACCUAUUCAAACAAGGCUAUGGUCUAGCUACAGCAGCGUUAAGCACGGCACUCUUCAACGACGGGUACACAUGCGGUGCGUGUUUUGAGAUCAUGUGCGCGAAUAAUCCACAAUGGUGUUUGCCCGGAUCCAUCAAGAUCACCGCUACAAACUUCUGUCCAGCAAAUUACAGCAAAACCCAAGACAUUUGGUGCAACCCACCACAGAAACACUUCGAUCUCUCCCUAGCCAUGUUCCUCAAGAUCGCUCAGUACAAAGCCGGGGUUGUCCCAGUUAGAUACAGACGUAUUCCUUGUGUGAAAACAGGUGGUGUCAAGUUCGAAACUACAGGAAAUCCAUACUUCUUGAUGAUCUUGCCAUACAAUGUAGGAGGAGCUGGAGAUAUUAAGUAUGUGCAAAUUAAGGGAAACAAUACAGGGUGGAUAACAAUGUCAAAGAACUGGGGACAACAUUGGACCACUAAUGUUGUAUUGGUCGGCCAAGGUUUAUCGUUCAGGGUUACGACAAGUGACGGGAUUACAAAAGAAUUUUGGAAUGUGGUGCCAAAGAACUGGGGUUUUGGGCAGACGUUUGAUGGAAGGAUUAACUUUUAA
This is a messenger RNA of Capsella rubella, 804 nucleotides long. RefSeq names its product expansin-A22. Gene Ontology annotation, cellular component: extracellular region. The record is from RefSeq and is a predicted model, not a curated record. The coding region runs from base 1 to 804 and encodes 267 amino acids. Gene Ontology annotation, biological process: plant-type cell wall organization. The transcript is spliced from 2 exons. Lineage: Eukaryota; Viridiplantae; Streptophyta; Magnoliopsida; Brassicales; Brassicaceae.